Messenger RNA from Melanaphis sacchari, 1663 nucleotides. It is a transcript of the gene HDAC3, whose product is annotated as histone deacetylase 3. NCBI's taxonomy places the organism in Eukaryota, Metazoa, Arthropoda, Insecta, Hemiptera, Aphididae. The transcript is spliced from 3 exons. The coding region runs from base 178 to 1479 and encodes 433 amino acids. The record is from RefSeq and is a predicted model, not a curated record. Gene Ontology annotation, molecular function: histone deacetylase activity.
GUUGUUGCCGCUAGAUUUUUAAGUGUUUACUAAAACAAAAUAAUUUGUGUUAUUUGAUUAAAUAUAAUUUUUUUUUACUUUAAUUUAAAUUCAAGUGAAAUGCGAUCGAAUAUGACCGUUUUGAAGUCAAUCGCUUUGUUAUCUACGAAUUUCGGAAUGUUCUAAUACUGCCACGAAAUGUCUAAUAAGCGUGUAUUUUACUUUUACAACCCCGACGUAGGCAAUUUUCACUAUGGACCAGCGCAUCCCAUGAAGCCACAUCGUUUGUCGGUCAUACACAGUUUGGUAUUGAACUAUGGUCUUUACAAUAAAAUGAAAAUAUAUAGGCCGUAUCGUGCUAGUGCUCACGAUAUGUGUCGGUUCCAUCAUGAUGAGUACAUUGAGUUCCUCCAAAGGGUAACGCCACAGAACCUGACCACAUACAGCAAAUACUUGAAUCAUUUUAAUGUGGGUGAAGACUGUCCUGUAUUCGAAGGUCUAUAUGAUUUUUGUUCCAUGUAUACGGGUGCUUCACUUGAUGGAGCGAUGAAACUAAACAAAAACUGUUGUGAUAUUGCUAUCAACUGGUCGGGUGGUCUUCAUCAUGCUAAAAAGUUUGAAGCAUCUGGUUUUUGUUAUGUAAAUGAUAUUGUAAUUGCUAUUUUGGAACUGUUAAAAUAUCAUCCAAGAGUUUUGUAUAUCGACAUUGACGUACAUCAUGGUGAUGGUGUCCAAGAAGCAUUUUAUUUAACAGAUCGUGUAAUGACGGUAUCCUUUCAUAAGUAUGGUAACUGGUUUUUUCCUGGCACUGGAGAUAUGUAUGAGAUUGGAGCAGAUGUUGGAAGAUAUUAUUCUGUAAAUGUCCCUUUAAAAGAAGGAAUUGAUGAUUUUAGCUAUUCACAAGUAUUUAAACCUGUAAUUCAACAUGUGAUGGAUCUUUAUCAACCUACAGCAAUUGUUCUUCAAUGUGGUGCAGAUUCAUUAAAUGGUGAUCGCUUAGGUUGUUUUAAUCUAAGUACCAAAGGACACGGAGAAUGUGUUAAAUUUAUCAAAGAUUUGAAUGUACCUCUUUUAACAGUUGGUGGUGGAGGGUAUACUUUAAGAAAUGUUGCUCGGUGUUGGACUUAUGAAACAUCUCUUUUGAUUGAUGAAGAAAUUAGUAAUACAAUUCCUGAACAUGAAUAUCGUGACUAUUUCGCUCCAGAUUUUUUAUUACAUCCUGAAGUUGUUACACGACAAGAAAAUGCCAACAGUAAACAAUACUUAGAACUUAUUGUUAAACAUACCUAUGAUAACCUUAAAAUGGUACAGCAUUCGCCAAGUGUACAAAUUCAAAAUGUACCUGGUGAUGCGCUUCCUACAGAGGAAUUUAAUGCUAUUGCUUUAGAUGAAGUUGAUCCAGAUGUAAGACAAUCACAAGUUGAACUUGAUCGAAGAGUUGAUGCACCAAAUGAAUUUUAUCAAGAUGACAAAGAUCAGGAUUCUGAUGAAACUAGAUAGUUAAAUAAGUUGAUCACUUAAUGAUAAUUCAUGACAUUUUUUUCAAUAUUUGUUAUAUAUGUAAAUAUAUUUAAACAGAUCAGGGUAAACAUGUCGUUAAACUAAGAAAAACAUGUUUAAUAUUCAAGUACAUUUGUUUUUAACAAUAGUAUAUUAAAAGAAAUAAAAAUAAUAAUUGUCUUAA